AUGAAGACUACGAUUCUACUGUGGUGUCUUCUAGGAUCAACUCAGUCAUUACCAAAGCAGGUUAGCCCUGCUUCGGGACUUCCUCCAACAAAACCGACUCCAGAUCAGGCGAGACUACGAACCCAACAGCAGCCAAAUCAGAUUUUUCCUUCCAUAAAUCUAAUACCACUGACACAGCUGCUCACUCUGGGGUCAGACCUGCAACUGUUCCACCCUGCUGCCGUGGCGCAUGGUGCACAGACUCUCCCUUUCACACUGGGGCCGCUGAAUGGACAGCAACAACUGCAACCCCAGGUGUUACCCAUUAUUGUGGCACAACUUGGAGCCCAGGGUACUCUCCUAAGCUCAGAGGAAUUGCCAUUGGCCUCGCAAAUCAUCACAGGCCUCCUUAUCCACCCCUUGUUCCCUGGAGGCAUUCCACCCUCCAGUCAGGCAGGGGUUAAGCCGGAUGUGCAGACCGGAGUCCUUCCUGCAGGGCAGGCAGGAGCAACCCCAGCCAACCAGGGGACCACCCCAGGCCAUGUCACAACUCCUGGUGUCACAGAUGAUGAUGAUUAUGAAAUGAGCACCCCUGCGGGCAUGCGAAGGGCCACACACACCACAGACGGAACCACUGUAGACCCACCGAAUAGUAAGUUGUCCCGGCUUCAGCAUUCCCUUUUUAAGGAAAAGGAGCCCAGCAACAAAUCCCAGUACUGA
This is a messenger RNA of Acomys russatus (golden spiny mouse), 699 nucleotides long. It is a transcript of the gene Amtn, whose product is annotated as amelotin. The transcript has 7 exons. Bases 1 to 699 code for a protein of 232 amino acids. The record is from RefSeq and is a predicted model, not a curated record. Gene Ontology annotation, cellular component: cell-cell junction; basement membrane. NCBI's taxonomy places the organism in Eukaryota, Metazoa, Chordata, Mammalia, Rodentia, Muridae. Gene Ontology annotation, biological process: positive regulation of enamel mineralization; odontogenesis of dentin-containing tooth.